This is a messenger RNA of Arachis ipaensis, 5067 nucleotides long. RefSeq names its product norfluorocurarine synthase 1. Gene Ontology annotation, molecular function: methyl jasmonate esterase activity; methyl salicylate esterase activity; methyl indole-3-acetate esterase activity. Gene Ontology annotation, biological process: salicylic acid metabolic process; jasmonic acid metabolic process. The record is from RefSeq and is a predicted model, not a curated record. NCBI's taxonomy places the organism in Eukaryota, Viridiplantae, Streptophyta, Magnoliopsida, Fabales, Fabaceae.
GCAACAACCAUAAAUGGCAAAUUAUUAAGACGUAACCUAAAGCGGGUGCAACGAGUGAAGAAAAGAUGGAGAGUAUAAAAAAGCAUUUCGUUGUGGUGCACGGAGUGUGCCAUGGAGCGUGGUGUUGGUACAAGGUGAAGUCGGCGUUGGAGUCUAAGGGGCACAAGGUGACAGCCCUAGACCUAGCCGCAUGCGGCAUCAACACAAAGCAAAUAGAGCAAGUUGAAACCUUUUCGGAGUAUUCAGAGCCGCUGUUAGAGCUUCUGGCCUCGCUUGCUCCCAAGGAAAUGGUUGUUCUUGUGGGUCAUAGCUUUGGAGGAAUAAGCAUAGCCAUGGCAAUGGACAAGUUUCCCCACAAGGUAGAAUUUGCCGUUUUCGUUUCGGCUUUCAUUCCCGAUACCAUCCACAACCCUUCAUAUGUCUUACAGAAGCACACUGAGAGAUAUGGAAAUAGGGAAUCAGACAAUGAGAGAUCAUGGUGUGGAGGCAAAACAUUGAUGAUGCUUGGCCCCAAUACCUUGUCUACCAUGUUCUAUCAACACUCUUCUGCUGAGGAUUUGGAGUUAGCAAAGAGCCUAGUAAGGCGAGGGUCACUGUUUUUUGAAGAAUUGUCAAAGGCAGAAAAUUUCUCCAAGGAGGGAUAUGGGUCGGUUGAGUGUGCUUAUGUUGUGUGUAGCCAUGAUUUGGCAAUUCCAGUGGAAUUUCAGCAAUGGAUGAUCCAAAAUUCUGGGGUUUCUGAGGUGCGACAAAUCAACGGAGCUGAUCAUAUGGUUAUGAUUUCAAAGCCCCAAGAAUUGUCUUCAUGUCUCCUUGUCAUAGCGGAAAAAGCACAACUCAAGAAGAAUAAUGCUUGUGGAGGCGGUGGUGGUGGUGGUUCUGACAUGGAGCUCCACCGCACACGAUGCUGCCCUGUUCUUGCAUCAUGGUUAUACUCUGCAUAUUCUUCCACUGCAUUAACCCAUAGCCAUACCCACAUAUCAUCAUUGUCAUAUGAGAUGCCAUUGUUACCAGAUGACUCAAAAACAUGUGUGAAUGACUUAGAGAAUGCACUGAAAGUGAGAGAGAUUCAGCUGAAAAGACCCAAUGAGACAUGUGAUGUUGUGUUCUGUUUCUGUGGGAUAAGGCUUCACCCUCUGAGUUGCCCAGAUGCAUUUUCAAUUAAUAAAAAUGGUGAAUUUGUUGGGGAUAAAACUGGUUACAAGGAGAUGAGGGCUAGUGGCCUAUUACUGAAGUUUCUUGAGGCAAUUCUCAAAGCUGGAAACCGGAUGAAUGCCGGAAUUUCUAGGGGAAAUGCACAAGGUUUCAACGUAAGUGCUCUUAGGAAGCUUCCUAAUGUGAAAAGCAUUGAUGGGAAGACUAGUUUGCUACACUUCAUUGUAGAGCAGGUGGCUCAGUCAGAAGGAAGAAGAGAAGUUAUGAAUCAAAAGCAUAACAUUCCCAAAAUCAACGGUGAUAUAAGCAACUCCAAUGAAAACAAUAAUAGCCUUGUGCAACACGAGACAGAGAAGGAGUAUCUGAUGCUUGGUUUACAAGUGUUAUUGGGAGGUAUAAAUGAUGAGUUAUCUGAAGUAAAGAAAGCAGCAAUAUUUGAUCAUCAGAAUUUCAUUAGGAUGUUAUACAUUCUCAAUGCUCGUGUUAGCGAAAUUCGAGAGAUUGUAACCAAAUGUUGUAGCGAGAACAAUGAGAGAGGUGGAUUUGUUAAGGAAAUGAAAGGGUUUGUAGAGGAAUGUGAGGAUGAGCUUAAAGUUGUGAAAAAUGAACACCUUAGGAUCAUGGAGCUUAACCCCCCUCGCUCAUCAUGGACGAUCGCACAAGCAGCGGCCAUGACUUCCACCUUGCGUUUGGAUGAAAUAGGGCUCACUGGUGGAAACGGCGUCGUUUGGCACUUCAGGGAUGAAUUUGUCCAGUUAAAUUUCGUCCCAAUCCACCUCAGCGAGCGUAACAGCCACGUCAUUCACUGCCCCUCCAUGUCAGCUGGCUCCGUUGCUGUUUUUGGCCCAAAACGGACGGAAGGAGGCUCAGAGUUGCAGCCACCACUAUCGCCGCCGGCGGUGACAGCCAGCGGUUGCCGUCGUCGCUCUCGAAGGUCUGCUCGUGCUCGGAGCUGUUGGCCUCGCCGUCUUUGUCCUUGUCGUCAUAUCAGACUCAUCAUCAACAAAAGUUCAAAACUCAUUACCCAGCCCCCACCAUCGCCGAAGGCAGCAGCCCCCACCAUCGCCGAACUCCUCUCCUCGGCCGUGGGUACCGUCGCCGCCGGCAUUGUGACAAGUAUAGGGUGUCAUCUCGCCGCCGAACGUCUCUGCCACUCACCCUCUUCUCGCCGUGAAACCUUUGCUCGGAGAUCUUCUCUUGCCGUCGCGAACAGUUCCUGCUCGGCCGUAUUCUCCUCGUCGUCGCGAACUCUGCGCCCAGCGUCACUGUCUUCAAGCUCUCUGUUACCGCCAUGUUCCUCCGAGCUCACACUCUCUUGGAGAUCACUCUGUCACCGCCGUUCCUCCCUCGCCGCCAUGAGGAUGAUGGCUCUGAUUUGGUUGGUUGUGCUCGCUCCAGUCAGACUCGAGAGCAAGCUUAGGAGAGGUGUUGAUAUUAUUGUUGGCACUCCAGGUCUCGUGAAGAUGAACAAGGCAUGUUGUUGUGCAACAGAGGCUCUUGCACUCUCUGCGCUCCAAAAAUGCAGCACCGUCACCUCACUCAGAGAGGCGCGUCAACUUCACGCCCUCAUUGUCACCACCACCACCACCCUCUUAAGCUCCAAAUCUCCCUUUCUCUACAACAACAUCAUCUCUAUGUAUGCACGAUGCGGUUCUCUCAGCGACUCUCACAUAUUGUUCGACAAAAUGCCUCACAAAACGCUUGUUUCUUACAAUGCGCUUCUUUCUGCUUAUUCUCGGGCCCCGGGCCAUGCCGUUUCCGCCCUCAAACUUUAUACCCAGAUGGGUUUUAUGGCCGUCAGGCCCAGCAGCAAGACCUUCACAAGCUUGCUGCAAGCUUCUUCCUUGCUUGAAGAUUGGUGGGUUGGGUCUUUGCUUCAUGCCCAGGGUAUAAAGUUUGGUUUUUUGAGUAAUAUUUGUGUCCAAACUUCUCUGCUUAAUAUGUACUCAAAUUGCGGGGAUUUGGGUUCUGCUGAAAUGGUCUUUGGGAACAUUGGUGACAGAGACGAUGUUGCAUGGAAUUCUUUGAUUAUUGGCUAUCUGAAGAAUAAUAAGAUCAAGGAAGGUCUUAGUCUUUUUUCUGCAAUGCUGAGGGAUGGUUUUGUCCCUACCCAGUUCACAUAUUCUAUGAUUUUGAGCGCAUGUAGUCGUCUGAAGGGUUAUCAAUAUGGGAGAUUGAUUCAUGGCCAUCUGAUCGUUAGGAACGUCUCAUGUGAUUUGCAUAUGCAGAAUGCUCUUCUUGACAUGUACUGCAAUGCUGGCGAUACACAAACAGCAGAUAAGUUUUUUUGUGGAAUGGAAAACCCGGAUUUAGUUUCUUGGAAUUCGAUGAUUGCUGGUUAUUCUGAGAAUGAAGAUGGGAAGAAGGCUAUGAGUUUGUUUGUCCGGUUGCAGGAAUUUUGUUUCCCUAAACCAGAUGAUUAUACCUAUGCCGGCAUCAUAUCUGCAACCGGAGCAUUUCCAUGUUCCAGUUAUGGAAAGCCUCUUCAUGCUCAGGUUAUCAAAGCAGGAUUAGAGAGAAGUGUUUUUGUUGGAAGUACUUUAGUGUCUAUGUAUUUUAAAAAUUGUGAAAUCGAAGCUGCUCAAAGAGUAUUUGAUUCGAUCUCCAGGAAGGAUGUUGUUCUCUGGACUGAAAUAAUCAUUGGUUAUUCUAAGACGGAUGGAAUGAGCGCCAUCAAAUGCUUCUCUGAAAUGUUUCACAAAGCCCAAGGCAUCGAUGAUUAUGUUCUCAGUGCAGUUUUGAGCGCCUGCGCUGAUCUUGCCAUUUUAAGACAAGGUGAAAUGAUUCAUUGCUACACUGUUAAACUGGGCUAUGGUGUUGAAAUGUCUGUUUCUGGGAGUCUAAUCGAUAUGUAUGCCAAGAAUGGUUGCCUUGAAGAUGCAUAUUGUGUAUUUUCUCAUGUUUCAGAUCCAGAUUUGAAGUGUCGGAACUCAAUGCUUGGAGGAUAUAGUCGCCAUGGAAUGGUGGAGGAAGCAUUUAAAUUAUUUGAGGAGAUUCUGGAACAAGGUCUCAUCCCAGAUCAAGUAACGUUCUUGUCUCUGUUGUCUGCAUGCAGCCACUGUAGGUUGGUUGAGCAGGGAAAAUUCCUCUGGAAUUAUAUGAACAGCAUUGCUUUAGUUCCAGGGCCUAAACACUACUCUUGCAUGGUAUCUCUGUUGAGCCGGGCAGCAUUACUGGAAGAGGCAGAGGAAAUUAUCAUUAAAUCACCUUAUGUUGAAGAUAAUCUUGAACUAUGGAGAACUUUGCUAAGCGCCUGUGUUAUCAAUAAAAAUUUGAAAGUAGGAGUUCAUGCAGCUGAGGAAGUUUUGAAGUUGGAUGCAAAUGAUGGUCCAACACUUGUCUUGCUUUCGAAUCUAUAUGCCUCAGCAGGGCGGUGGGAUAAAGUUGCAGAGACUAGAAGAAAUAUGAAGGGAUUGCUGGUUGAGAAAAGUACAGGGUUAAGUUGGAUUGAGGCCAAGAACAACAUUCAUGCAUUCUCUUCAGGAGAUCAAUCACACCCCAUGGCUGAUGAGGUGCAGGCUGAACUGUACAGAUUGAAAAUAAAUAUGGUCGGAACAGAAAUUGAUGAACAUGAGGCACAAAAUGCAUAUGCUACAUAAGUUGCAGCGGCUAAGCAUGUUGUGGAUGUGGAAUUUAAGUAAAAUAAAAUAGUGUAUAGAGAAACUGAACUUAUAGUUAUGGGGAUAGAACGACAAGCUUCUACAGAUAGGAACGAUAGUUUGUUAUUUUCCAUCUCCCCUUUGCACUAUAGAGUCUAGAGUCUAGAAUAUAGAUGUUUCCUAUAUAGUGUCCAGCUGGAAAAUUGUUACAUGCUCCUCAGUUCACGAAGUAUUAUGCAAAAUCUGAGUUUCUGACCCAAAUAUUAACUGAGUAAUAUUUCAAUCAUUAACUACCUAGAGUAUUAUUGUUCUCUCG